This is a messenger RNA of Sesamum indicum (sesame), 2160 nucleotides long. Its product is annotated as heat shock factor protein HSF8. Gene Ontology annotation, biological process: cellular response to heat; regulation of transcription by RNA polymerase II. NCBI's taxonomy places the organism in Eukaryota, Viridiplantae, Streptophyta, Magnoliopsida, Lamiales, Pedaliaceae. Gene Ontology annotation, cellular component: nucleus. Gene Ontology annotation, molecular function: RNA polymerase II cis-regulatory region sequence-specific DNA binding; DNA-binding transcription factor activity. The record is from RefSeq and is a predicted model, not a curated record.
UAUACUAAGUAGUGGCGAUGUUGUCAUUUUCCGCAAACACACACAGAAAUUGGUGUGUGUGCGUUCGCCCCCCUUUUUGAAGCCACCCUUCUCUUCCCCGUGACCGUACAAUCACUCGCUCUCUAUUUUCUCAGACAAAAAGUUUCAAGCAACACCAAUUUCUUUUUUGUAGGAUUAGAUUUCACACACAAUUUCCCAAUUUCUCUCCCCAAUCCUAGCUUCUCUUUUUUCUAACUCCUAUAACAGAAACCCUAGUUCAUAGGAAAAUUAUUGUCAUAUCCUUCAUCUGAUAGUAUGUAAAAAAAAAUCCUUCGAUGAUCUGUGGUGUUUUGUGAUUUAGAGUAGUAUAUUAUUGAUAUGGAAGCGGCGUCUACUUCUUCUAGUGUUACCAAGGGCGGAGGCGACGGGGGAGGCGGCGCGCCGCCGAGGCGCGCGCCGCCGCCCGCGCCAAUGCCGGCGGCGAAUGCUCCGCCGCCUUUCCUGGUGAAGACGUACGACAUGGUGGACGACCCCAGCACGGACAAGAUAGUAUCUUGGAGCCCCACCAAUAAUAGCUUCGUCGUGUGGGACUCUGCGGAGUUCGCCAGAGACUUACUGCCUAAGUACUUCAAGCACAAUAAUUUCUCCAGCUUUGUUCGCCAACUUAAUACUUAUGGCUUUAGAAAGGUUGAUCCAGACCGCUGGGAGUUUGCAAAUGAGGGAUUCUUAAGAGGACAAAAACAUCUGCUUAAAAGUAUCAGUCGUCGGAAACCUGCACAUGGACAACCUCAGCACCAGCAGCAACCAAAUGGACAGAGUUCUGCAGUUGGAGCAUGUGUGGAGGUUGGGAAAUUUGGGCUCGAAGAGGAAGUUGAGAGGCUUAAAAGGGAUAAGAAUGUGCUGAUGCAGGAGCUUGUCAGGUUAAGGCAGCAGCAACAAUCCACUGAUGGUCAGUUACAAGCAAUGGUUCAACGUCUUCAGGGUAUGGAACAGCGUCAACAGCAGAUGAUGUCCUUCCUGGCAAAGGCUGUCAAUAGCCCUGGGUUUCUUGCACAAUUUAUGCAACAGCCAAGUGAUGGCAGCAGACGCAUAUCUGAAGCCAACAAAAAGCGGAGACUUAAGCAAGAUGGUGUUUCUGAUGAUGAUUCUGUCACCCCCUCUGACGGUCAGAUUGUCAAAUACCAACCUCUAAUGAAUGAGGCAGCAAAAGCAAUGCUCAGGCAGAUAAUGAAAUUAGACUCUUCUCCUAGGCUAGAGAACUUUGAGAAUGCAUCUGAUAAUUUCUUGAUUGGUGAUGGUUCAUCAUCAUCGAAUGCCCUGGACCAUGGCAAUUCCUCGAACCGUGUGUCAGGAGUGACUCUUCAAGAGGUAACACCAACAUCUGCCCCUUCAUUCGUCCCAUCAGGUUCAGCUAUUACAGGUUGCACUUCUGCAGCUAUUUGUGACAUCCAAUCACCAUCCAUUGGAGCAGCACCUGCUGAAAGCGUGUCUAAUCAGUUUCCAGGUGGCAGCCCUCUGCUCGGAGCUCAAGCAGUACCUCCCAUUACCCUUCCACCUACAGAUGCUAUAAUACCCGAGCUCUCUCAAAUGGUGCCUGAAAGCAACGUUGAUAUCAUCGGAUCCGAAACAGAGACUGGCAUUUUCAUGGAUCCUUCGUCAUUGGCAGGGGACAAAAUCCCACUUGAAAUAGGUGGAUUUUCUCCCGACCCACAGAUGGAAUGGGACAGCACCUUGCUGGAUGAGAUACCAGAACUUCCUGGAGUUGGUGACCCCUUCUGGGAGAAGUUCCUUCAAAGCCCACCUCCAGUUGAGGCUGAGAUGGACUCAACUGUAACAGAUGAUCUUCCUGAGGGAAAUGAAACGAAGGCAACGCUGGAGAAUGGGUGGGAUAAGUCUCAGCACAUGGCAAAGCUAACAGAGCAGAUGGAGCUUCUUUCAUCAGACGCCAAGAAAGUUUGAUUUGUCUAAUUAACCUACGUGUAUCACAAUCUGAACUUAUUUCCAGGCAUAAAAUCUGAGAAUUUCGUGGCCAUAAUGGCCUAUUAACUUGGGUAUUUUAAAAGUUAAUGUGGUUAUGGUCUUAUGUACUGUAUUCUUUGCACAUAUUAAGUAUAUCUUUUUACAACUUCUUUGAACUUUGUACCACUUUGCCUUGCGAGUGAUUCUAGUUCGAUUCUUCUC